Messenger RNA from Coccidioides posadasii C735 delta SOWgp, 542 nucleotides. RefSeq lists its product as uncharacterized. The record is from RefSeq and is a predicted model, not a curated record. Gene Ontology annotation, biological process: microtubule-based movement. Gene Ontology annotation, molecular function: dynein intermediate chain binding. Gene Ontology annotation, cellular component: cytoplasm; cytoplasmic dynein complex. Lineage: Eukaryota; Fungi; Ascomycota; Eurotiomycetes; Onygenales; Onygenaceae.
CAAAGCCUUGAGUGCUGCGGAGCCUUCCCCUCGUUCACCAAACCUCGCUUACCUUCUUGACCUUGCGACAUCUCACAAUGACCACUGAAGCUACGCCUAACAAUCCUCCUGUUCCGAUCGAGGAGUUGUCAAGGAUUGCGGCUGAGGCAUGCGACGCAACACUAGAAGGUGUUAGCAGCUAUGACCACGAGAAAGUUGGCCAAUGGAGCUCUCAAAUAAUCAACAAAAUCCUCCAAUCGCUAAUAUCAGCCACCACGUCCACUGGUUCCACAACCUCUCCAUCCCCAUCAGAGUCCAAACAACCCUCCUACCGUUUUACCGUGAACUGCACUGUAAUUCAACAAGGCCUCACCGACGCGCAAUCUUCAGACUCUAACCUAGGCGCGAACUCGGUCGAAGUUGCGGGGCGGCGUGGCAUGCACUCUGCGUCGGGCGCAUACUGGGAUAUCAAGCGCGACGGGAUGUGGACAUAUAAAUACCCAAAUGGAAUCGAGAAAGGGUUGGACUUGGUGCUAAAUGUUGUCUGGUUCGGCUCUUUUUGA